GGUUAAAAUUUUCAUCAGUUGCUAUAAAUUAUCAUAAUGCAAAAUGGAGCUAUCAACGAUGGGAGGUCGUCGUCUGACCUCUCAGCAAUUACAGCAACUACAACAGUCACAGCAACAACAGCAGCCAGACCAACAGUUCCAACCGUUUCAACAGCAGCAACACCCAACGCAAGCAAUGUUAUUCCAACACCAGCAGCAUCCCGGCCAGCAAAUGCCACCUACCCCGACGAUGGGUCUAGGUGGAGGAAUGAACCCAUUGCACCGAUCCGCUACCCGAUUUCAUACCUCACGGCACCGGAAGGAUUCGCUGGGGAAGAGUGUUAGCAAGUACAUGUAUCCACCCGGGUCGCCCUCGAUGGGGUUCAGCGAAAAUAUCUACCAUCCCCAGACGGCGACCAACAACGGCAACAGCAACAAUAUGAAUAUGGCCAACAGUAAGCACAACCGCUACCCGGAGCCGGAUCCGGAUGUAAUAGAAGUCUACCUGGAGGAUGACCCGAUCAAACUGAAAGAAGCGGUGCGCGAUGGAAAGGAGAUCAAAUGGCGCAACAACAUUGUCGCAACUAUGGAACGCUACGAGCCAGCUCCCAUAUCGGCCGCUACUUUACCCUCGUCCUACUUGCACCACCACCAAUCCAGUAACGAUAGCAGCGUCAAUCCCGAGUACUCGUACGCGUACUGUGAACCGAUGAUGCUCAAACAGCAAUCCAUCCAACAGCAACAGCAGUCGCAACAAGCCGGCAGCCAGCUGCUUCCCAGCAACAUCCCGCAGAUUCACAAAAUCUCCUCGUCAGUGUCGAGCAAUGCGCUCUCCAAGUUGCCAUCCACCAAUUCUCUACGUGCCUUAUUAAGUAAAAGCUUCCGGAAAAGUUCGAUCUCAUCGAACGCGGCCGGUACGUCCAGUGGAGGCCCUGGUGCUGUGGGGAAUGCCGUCACGCAAGAGAAGCAUACUUUUACAACGCGUUAUGGCACGAAGGAGAACAUCUACGAGGAUGUCGGGUCAGGAUCCAACCUAGGGACAGCAUUGGGUGGAACUAAAGCCGGAGCAAACAUAAACUCCUCUUCGACGCAAAGUUUCGAGUCGAUAAGCAAAUUCAAUAUUCAUGACGAAUUAAGGCACGUUCAAAGCCAACACGAUAGAAUACUGGGGGAGCUGAAUCUAUCGGUGGAGACGUUGAUCAUGCCAUCGAAAGACGAACAGGAUGCCAUUGAAGAACGAUUGAAUGAGAUUCAAUGUGCGCAGUAUCAUGAUGAGCUUUCGCAGGACGAUUGCAUAGCGGCAGGUUCGUCCAAUUCAGCUAUGAUCCAUAUGCAAGAACGGCUAUCGCCGACCACUUCGCAGCCAAACAAUGGCGACGUAGAUAGUGGAAUAAGUGGAAGUAGUAGUAGUGGCGCUAGUUAUUCCAGUAGUAUGUUGUACCGAACCACUACCAUGUAUACGAACAACAGCAAGACGGUGACGAUCAACGAUAACGCGGAGGGUAGUGGUUCUGGAAUGUCAAUGAUGGCCGGAAGUAGCUCGAUAAGAAGCAGUUGUGGCAGUAGCAGUGGCUGCGGGUCAGGCCCAGGCGGCGGUUAUUCGUCCUGUGGGGGUGCUAGUUGUAGUAAAAUGGCUUCUAACGUUGUGAUACCUAAUUCAAAUAAGAUAACCUGUUGUUUCUAUUCUGAUAAGCUAAGCAAAAAUAGUAAAUCCAAUUCCGAUCACCUAGAAACGCUAGGAGACAAGUCCAGCUUUUGGAAUAAAUUGGGGAAGUUAAAAAUUUCCGGUGUAUUUGGUGGUGCCAACAGUAGCAACAGCAGCAACAGCAGCUCUAGUAGCAGUAGUACAAACGGCCAACAUUUCCAUCCACCACAUCAGCAUCACCACCACCAUCCGCAUUUACACCAUCAUCACAACCAUGGUCUGCUUAGCCACCAACAUCAACUGUCAGGCCUUAACCACUCCGCUCCGACGACCACCACCAAUACGGCCACGAUCGCACGAAGCAACGAAGCUGAUCCGCAUCUGCAUCUCCACCAUCACCAUCAUCACCACCACCAUCGUCUUCCGUCGCCGCCAGUCACCACAACGAUCGAGCCCUGGUGGCAAACGCCCCCGUCGGAUUCCGGCUGUAUGCUGGAUGCGUCGAUUUGCGGUGGUGGCGAGUACCAGAUGCCUUGUGAAAUUAUGGUUCCACCGCCACAACCGCCACCAUCGCAUUCGUCGAUCGUUAGUGGUGUCAGUGUUCGUCCACCACUGCCGCAACCACCAUUACAGACGCAGAUCGAGCUGGAAGAGGACGAAGAGGAGCAGAGAACGGAAUCGGAAGAUCUAGCGACGUGCAAGUAGAAGACGUCAGUGUUACUUUUGUGAUGUGAGUUCUAAUCUAACGACCGUACUACGAGACGAAACAUAUAUUCGCGAAUGUAAAUAACGUGACUCGCUCGUGUUUUAGUGUAUAGUAAAAUUAUAACUGUCAUUUUAACACAAAUCGAUCAACUUAUGUAAACAAUGAUCUGUAUAUUUUAGAACUUCGAUUCACUGUAUAAAUAAAUGAAAAAAUAAAUAGGCGAACCAAUUCGACGAAGAGAAGAAGAAAAACAAUAGAUCUUAGUGUGGAUAGUUAGCGUUAUCUAACAAAUAUAUUUAAAACCGAAAACAAUUAAGCGGUUCUAGACAACCCAACCGACGGACCAUUGUUCCGUGGCUGAUUCUUUUGUUAGUUUUUGUUUUCUUGGUGAAUUCACGUCUCUGAACUUGAAACUAUUUGCUGGGGAAGAGAUUGUAUAUGUGAGCAAAUUCAAAAUUGUUAAACAUUCAUUGGUUGGUUUGGUUGAAUUUAUAUUUGGAUCGAUUGAAAACGACGAGAAAAAGGAACAACAAGAACGAUUGAUUUCUGUUUCAUUUGGCAA
Molecule: messenger RNA, 2892 nt
Organism: Ochlerotatus camptorhynchus
Lineage: Eukaryota; Metazoa; Arthropoda; Insecta; Diptera; Culicidae
Product: ras guanine nucleotide exchange factor V
Exons: 3
Coding region: 44-2329 (761 amino acids)
Biological process (GO): negative regulation of Wnt signaling pathway
Cellular component (GO): cytoplasm
Source: RefSeq, a predicted model, not a curated record